GAGCCGUUCAUUCCUUCCAAGAACUCCACAGCCACAUCCCCUCCAUCUCCUUCGACGACAAACUGAAGACCAUCACGACACCGCCAUCACCUCUCCCGUCUCACCCUUCAAUAACGCUAAUUCGCCGACCGCUACGACCUUUGCCUCUCCCACCUCGAAGAUGCUGCCGACGAGCUCAAAGCCCUUCGUCAAGAGAACGCCGACCUACGCAUCACUAAGAACGACCUCGGCAUCGCUGAGUUCAAUCAGUUGUGUAUGCCUUUCUUUAUCUUGAGAAGAGAACGCUUCAGCCAGAGAAGUUCCAUUGGUAAAACUGGAUCAUUUGAGUGGAAUGAGGAGGAAUUACCAAAAAAUGAGAAUGAUGUCCUUAAAGCUGCUGAGAGUGUGCAUGCAAUGAUAGACAAAGAGGUCGCUGCUGGCAUAAAUCCUGAAAACAUUUUUGUAUGUGGAUUUAGCCAAGGAGGUGCUUUGACCGUAGCAAAUGUGCUUUAAUUCUUUAUCCAAAAGCUUUAGUGGAUGGGUGCCUUUCAAUUCAUCUAUCUUAGAACGAAUUUCACCUGAAGCUAAAAAGGUAUGCCACGGUGAAUAUUUAUUUUCUGCUGCCUUUUUUAUCAGAAAACACAACAUUCGUAUUUUGUUAUCAGAAAGCUAAUAAGGUUGCUUAGUACAUAAUUAUUAAGGCAUUCAUACUCAGAAUUUCUCACUUGGCUGGAAAAUGGAAAACAUAUCAAGAUUUUUAAACAUUAUUAAGGAUUUUCAUUCCCUGGUUAUAUGCAUGUUAGCUCUACUGUCGUCUACAUAUACAUUUUAGUGUGACUGAAAUUCAUUCAUUCCCACCAUAUAAGAUAAUUGUUUCCAUUAAUUUGUGGCAAAAAAGUGAGGGCUUGACUCACGUACAAUAUUCUCGGAAGACUUAAAUAGAGUGAUGGAAAAUUCUCUUGGGGCUCUGGAUCAGCUGCAGCCUUGUUGUCCAUCAGGUAUAUAAUAAAGAGUUUUCCUAUAAGUUCUUUGAAGGAAAACCAAAUGUUCCUUUUAUCUAUUAAAAUGUUGUUAUUUUUCAAAUGACUGAAAGUACAUUUGUGGAACUAUAUUAGAUUCAUUGACUUGAAGCGACCAGAAUGUUAUGUUCCCACCGAGCAAACCUUUAUGAAACAUGAUACCCUCCUAAGAAGAUAUACACUGUGCCAUGAGUGCGUGUUAAAUCAAAUUAUUAUGUUGCAAUGUCUCUUAGUCAGGAAAUUACUUCCCAAUAAUGGUAGCACUAACACAAAAUUGGAACUAAUUUUGGCAAGUUGGUAUUCAUUGAAACUGAGAGUAUACUUUUUAAAUUAGCUUUGAUGGAAAAACAAAUGAUUAAGUCUAGAGCAAGUUCUCAUAUAAAUAUUUAGGCUACGAUAGGUUGUAGUCUUUAAAAAUGAAUGUUGAUUUAUAUUCAAAAUCGACUAGAUUGAGAUGGUAGCAUUGAUACAAAAUCGGAAUUAAUUUUAGCUUGUUUUAUUUUACAAAUUUUAUUAUUAUGUUAAGUAAUAUAAAUUGUAUAUAU
Molecule: messenger RNA, 1543 nt
Organism: Dioscorea cayenensis subsp. rotundata (Guinea yam)
Lineage: Eukaryota; Viridiplantae; Streptophyta; Magnoliopsida; Dioscoreales; Dioscoreaceae
Product: probable carboxylesterase SOBER1-like
Exons: 5
Coding region: 256-492 (78 amino acids)
Biological process (GO): protein depalmitoylation
Cellular component (GO): cytoplasm
Molecular function (GO): palmitoyl-(protein) hydrolase activity; carboxylic ester hydrolase activity
Source: RefSeq, a predicted model, not a curated record